This is a messenger RNA of Iphiclides podalirius (scarce swallowtail), 561 nucleotides long. NCBI's taxonomy places the organism in Eukaryota, Metazoa, Arthropoda, Insecta, Lepidoptera, Papilionidae. The record is from the annotation of a GenBank genome assembly.
AUGAAAGUCCAUAGCAAUUGUGAAUUAUCAAUAUAUUACAUCUCUACGAGAUACAGAUUCAAUUGGGACGAAGUAAAGUUCAGUAUUUUUCAAACAUACAAUUUUGUAGCACAUACUCUUGGUACUCUCUUCUCUUUAGCCGUAUUUAGUAAAUAUUUAGGUUGGCACGAUUCUCUUCUUGGAAUCAUUUCCACAGUAAGCAAAAUUGCAGCUUCCUUCGUGUAUGGUUUUGCCCCAAAUGAGAAGAUAUUCUUCUUCGGACCUGUGGUUGAAAUUUUGAAUGGCACUUCAUUUUUGGCUUUAAGAUCUAUCAUUUCAAAAAUGGUGGCUACUGAUGAAUUAGGUAAAGUGAAUUCUUUAUUUGCCUUAACGGAAAAUCUCAUGCCCCUGCUAUACAUUCCCCUGUAUACGAAAAUGUAUUCUGCUACAAUGGAGGUCCUGCCAGGGGCUGUAUUCAUGAUAGGCGCAGUGAUGACUUUUCCGGCUAUUAUAGUCUUCAGCUGGCUCUUCUACGAACAUAGGACGAGUUUGAAAAAACUAAAGAACCAUAGUUUUGCCGAA